UACAGCAAUCAAACUCCCGUCUUCAGCGUAUCUUAACCUCAACAAAUUCCAGUCAUAUCGAGCUGCGCGGUCUUUCCAGUUGUUUCGACGUUGCUCGAAGCGUCAGCGUUUUUCUUUUCCAUAAAAGUGAUGCCGAUCGAUAUCCCUCCUGAAAUAUCCUCGCGGAAGGGGUUGAAACCAUCAACAGUGAAAUGAAGGGGUUGCACAGCGACGGUGACGAAGUAGAUUUGAGCGUCGAAGAGCGCCGGGGGUGACAGUGAAGUUUCUAAAAUACUCGCCGAUCGCCGACAAGAUGUAUCGCUACUUAUGGUCGUUGUUAUGCUGGUAUUUCCGACCGUUGAUCAAAUGGUUUUUGCAUCGUACAACGCAGAUGUGUGAACUCCAGCGAAUUUGCUACGGCGAGCCGGCGGGAGCUCGAAGGAUUUGCGCGGUCGAGGAGAGCCUCAGGAAUUCCCGAAACCCGGAUAUAAAGUCGCUAGUUCUUUACCUGGACAGUGUUAGCGACAGGCGGGAAAUAACCACCAAAUCAGAGCGAGGGAUACUCGAAGAGGCGAUCAGGACGGUGCUGGUUACCAAAAAAAUAAACCCUGUCGCUCAUCCAGACUUUGCAAGGUCAUUCGGGAAAUGUGUCGAGCUCAUCUGGGGUUAUCGUCAGCUGUGUGUCCAUGUCGAGGAGCUUCGAAAGACGGCCUACGACGCGGACAAUGCGGAGCACGAAUUGAUGCUGCUAAAGCUCUGGAAUUUGCUCAUGCCGCACGAGCCGCUCGAAGGACGCGUCACAAAACAGUGGCAAGAUAUCGGCUUUCAGGGCGACGAUCCAAAGACCGAUUUUCGCGGCAUGGGAAUACUGGGACUCGAGAAUCUUGUUUACUUUGCUCAGGAAUUCCCCACCGCCGCUAAGCACGUUCUAUUGCAUUCCAUUCAUCCCAGAUAUGGAUAUGCCUUUGCCAUUGUUGGAAUUAAUCUCACUAGCAUGGCGCUCAGGCUACUCAGGGAUGGAUCGGCAAAAACGCACGUCUACAACGCUGCUAAGACCUUGCCAACCGUUAGAGUAUUUCAUCAGUUUUACUGCUAUCUUAUGUACGAGUUCGAUAGACUCUGGAUCGAGUCCAAGCCCAGCAAUAUGAUGGAGUUUUCGUCCAUUCAAGAAAAGUUUGAGAAUAACAUCAGGACUUUAUUGAAUAACCCUAAGACUGUAUUCAGAGUAAACAUCUCUGUUGAUAAUGUAUAACUUCUUACGAUUUCUAAUCGCAGAUGGACCAAGCUUCAUAUAAUUAUGCGCUUCGUACCAGGGUCUUUAAUUGUUAUUUGUGAUGUGUGGAUGCUGUUUUAUGCUAUACAUAUAGAGUUGAAAAAGCUGAGCAGCUGUUCUGUCUUACACUUUUUUUGUUAUUCAGUUUAGAUCCUAAUUGUCACUGACUGAAGACCUUGAGAGCAUGUCGAAAAAUCAGUCGCGUUUUUGACAAUCAAAUCUCAUAAUUAUGGUAAACUAAAUGUUGAAGAUUUUGUUAGAUCAUUCUCAGUAUCGUAGACAGACUGCCUAUGUGUAAAACACUGCCCUGGAUAAAUUUACUGUUACCUUCUUUGGGAUACUCGCAAGCAAUGUCAUAUCUUUCAAUGCAAUCGCACCUGUAUUUUAUAUUUAGAUAAUAGUAUGGCAGUGGUUUUAGGUACAUUGUACAUUCCGCAAUAGCUUGCCAAAUUCCUCUUUUGAAUAAGUACUACAGUUUUGUAUUUUUUAUGCACGGGGGAGUGAAUAUAUUUUUUUAACACAGGGUUUCAUCUGAAACCAAUCUUGGUGCUUUAAGAAUAACGGAAUACAAACGAGGACGUGUUUG
This is a messenger RNA of Diprion similis, 1838 nucleotides long. RefSeq names its product ELMO domain-containing protein 2. The coding region runs from base 293 to 1231 and encodes 312 amino acids. Gene Ontology annotation, molecular function: GTPase activator activity. The transcript has a single exon. Lineage: Eukaryota; Metazoa; Arthropoda; Insecta; Hymenoptera; Diprionidae. The record is from RefSeq and is a predicted model, not a curated record.